Messenger RNA from Sphaeroforma arctica JP610, 5382 nucleotides. RefSeq lists its product as hypothetical. The transcript is spliced from 17 exons. The coding region runs from base 76 to 5382 and encodes 1768 amino acids. The record is from RefSeq and is a predicted model, not a curated record. Lineage: Eukaryota; Ichthyosporea; Ichthyophonida.
CCCGAAUACUGCCACAAAAUAUUCAGGUACAACUAUUGAACGCCUGUUCGUGUGGUGAAUUUAUUGUACAUCACAAUGAUGCACCUUUGUACGCUGCCUCUGGGCAUCGGAUAUUUGGCCGCGAUCGCGUCUUUAAAUACAUUUGUCAAGGCAGACUUGGUGAAGGUGGGUGGUGCUGGACCGAUCAUCGGAAAUAAGGGAUCAGGCACAGGAAAUGGUAUAAUAUCCAGCACAGCUAUGACUGCAGAAACGAGUGACAUGGGCGAUGCCUUUCAGAGUGGCAUCACUGAAUACGAAACCGACAUCGAGACAGAGACCGUCGUGGUGACGCGUUUAGUUGAAGCUAACGAAUGUGGUCUGUUAAAUGCGCCUAAUUGCUCAGUAGUAGAGCUCUGUGUAAGGGGCAGCCUCACAUUUGCAGACUUUCAAGCAAUUAAGACCGAACUGAAUGAUUUGAUAUGUGAGUCACCUGGGUGCACUGCAGAGCAUCCAAUGCACUUUUUGGAUUAUUACACAACGGGAACUGCCAACAAGUCUAUGUCGACCAUCGUAGGAACAGUCUGUGAAGAUGCUUGCCAGCAAGCAGUCCUGAAUCUCACGUACUCUGGAAUCGCACAGUGUGCGCUAAACAGUACUUCCGUGGCAGGUUUCGAGUACUGUGGCAUUACCUUGCCCGACCCAAGUGGAUCACUCACACCCCUGGGCCCCGGACCCGAACCAGCCCUCCCCAGUGACUGUAUGGCGCUGAGCACCUGGUACAAUCCCACAUCCGGUGCUUUCGAGUGGGUUUGUGCCGUGUGCAGUCCUAACUUCAUCUCAGAAGGGCUCAUGUGCACGCCAUUCGCCUGUGACACGGUGAAUGUUACGUCCGACUGUGCUUCUGCGAGCUUCUGUGCGUACGAGAAUUUAUUUUGCGAGAAUACCUUCACCGGACCUGUCAUCACCGUUUGCUUACCAACGCUCUGCCCAUGCCCACAGUCUCCAUUGUUCGGUAACAACUGGAACGGACUGCUUCCCUGUCCGCCAUGUGAUAACGGUAGUGAUGAACAAGACAGCUGUGAGAACGUUGUGUGCGGGGUGGGUCUAACCAUUUCAGGCGACGAACAAUGCGAUGAUGCCAUCUGCGCAAACUGUUGUCGUAAGAUACUCUGCGACGACGACGUGACAUGUCCCACUGGAUCUGCUCGUACCGGCGUAUUGGAGUGCACCUCAGAGAGUUGUGAAGAGUGUUGCAUAGGCACACCCUCUGAGAACCUAUGUCGGGGCAACCCUAUACCCGAUCCGUUUUUGACACGCACUGAGCUGGUGUUCUGCCGUGACGAUCUCGGGAAUAUAUCGCCCGGGAACUGCGACAGAUGCUUCCGUAAGAUCACCUGCCGAGAAGAUGCCAACUGUGGCCCUGGAUCGGUGCGAAUCGCUGAGCAGAUUGACGAGAGCUGCCAGGACGAAGACUGCACACAGUGCUGCGACCAACUGCUGUGCGCAGAUGUUGACUGUGACGACCCUGAUAGCGUCCAGACUGGCGAAACCGAGUGUACCUCUGAUUCGUGCGCCAACUGUUGCAAGGAUAUCUCCUGCAGCGCAAAUACGUGCCCACCAGGCUUUGACCGUACCGGAGAGGAUACCUGUGAUUCUGUCGACGACUGCACUAACUGCUGUGUGCUCGCCAAGACCUGUGUCGAAGACGCGGACUGCGCUGCUGGUUUCACUGAAACUGCACUUGUGGAAUGUCUUGAUGUGAGUUGCGACGGUUGCUGUGAACAGCUGACCUGCGCCCCAAUCACAUGUGAUGACGGGUUUGAGAAGACCGCUGCGGUUAAUUGUACCAAUGACGAAUGUACCAAUUGUUGUCGGGCCCUGUUGUGCUCCGGCCACGAGUGUCCCGCUGGCCAAGAGAAGAACGCCGACAUCACCACAUGUGACACAGACGAGUGCACAGAGUGUUGCACACAGCUUGUCUGUGACCCCUCCACAUGCUCAGGCGGUGAGGCGGCCACAGGCGACCUGAACUGUACAGACGAUGACUGCACCAACUGCUGCGAGCAGCUGACCUGUGCCACAGACGGCUUCUGUGGCGAAGGUAAGGUGCGCAACUCGGAGGUAGAGGACUGCUCUACGCUGAGCUGCGUGAAUUGCUGCACCCAACUGACGUGCGAUGCGUAUGAGUGCCCACCCAACUUUGUGCCUAUUCCCGGCCAGGGCGACUGCACCACAGACAACUGCGACAACUGCUGUCGGCCCAAGCUGUGCUCUAACAACCCCUGCAACGUGCCUGGAGAGGGACCCAGUGGGGAUGAGCGCUGUGAGGAGGAUGGCUGUGACAACUGCUGUGUGCAACGCAAGUGUGCCGAUGAAAGCUGCAAUCCAGGCUUCGAGCAAACCUCGGACGAGGACUGUGUGGACGACGACUGUUCCAACUGCUGUGUGCGUAGAACGUGUGCGGUUCAGAUCUCGGAGUGUGCGCCAGGCUUUGUGAGCACCGGAGCAACGGAUUGCACCAACAACGCCUGCUCUAACUGCUGCCGACAACUGGUGUGUGGCAGCCACGAGUGUGUGCCUGGGGAGAUGGUAACCUCCGCCACUGUGUGUGACGAUGACGAAUGCACCAACUGCUGCAGGCAACGCUCCUGUACCGAGGUACGUCCGUGCCGGGACGGCUUUGAGCAGACCCCGCGAGAGGACUGUAACACGGACUCCUGCGCGAAUUGCUGCAAGCCUCUGCUGUGCUCAGAGUUUGAGUGUGAGGCGGGAGAGGAGCGCACCGACCAGGAACAAUGCGCAGACGACGACUGCAAUGGCUGCUGUAGGCAGUUGACAUGCAAUGCAGAUGACGCGUGCCGUACAGACGAGUACGAGACCGGAGAUGAAAACUGUUCAUCGGAUAACUGUUCGAAUUGCUGUGAACUAGAGGACUGUAGCAGUCGCACGUGUGGCCCUGGGCUGGUGCGAAGCGGCGACGAGACCUUCUCGGAUUCCCAAGGAACCAACUGCUGCGAGCAACUGCUUUGUGCCGACACCACGUGUGGAGCCGGUAUCAUUCGUAAGGAUGAUACCGAGUGCACAACGGACUCCUGUGCCAACUGCUGCGUACAGCGAGUGUGUGCUGAUGUCGAGUGCGAUGCCACAGAGGUCGAAUCGGUGGAUGAGCUGUGCACCGUGGAUUCCUGUAGCAAUUGCUGCGUACCUGAUCGCUGUUCUGAGUUCCGCUGUCCAUCUGGCCAGCGCGACACGGACCAGAGAUUCUGCAUCAACGGCGACUGUUCGGGCUGCUGCGAACAGUUGGAGUGUGACGCCGAUGUCACCUGCACCGACAGCCAGAGAGAGUCUGGGGACACUGAUUGCGAUGACAACCGCUGCUCCAACUGUUGCGACGAUCUGGUGUGCUCUGUGGAGCGUCCCUGCGUAUCCGGCGAGGAGAAGAACGGACACGACGACACUCUGUGCGACGACAGCACCUGUGCUAAUUGUUGCACACAGCUAACCUGUGAUCCAGUCUGUGAUGCUGGAAAGGAACGCACGACAGACACGGAUUGUGAGGAUAGUGACUGCAGUAACUGCUGCCGGCAGCUGACAUGUGCGACAGAUAACGUCUGUGGCCCUGGACAGGAGGAGCGGGUUAACCAGAACAACUGCGACGACGAUGCGUGUAGCAAUUGCUGCGAACAAUUGGUGUGUGCCGAUGUCAAUUGCGCCGAGCGCGGCGCCGGUAUUGAGGCCGACGACAGCAACAGUAACUCAGAUUGCGCUAACCUGCAAUGCACAAACUGUUGCCAAUUCAAAACCUGUGACGACGACAACACAUGUGCGCCGACGGAGAAGCGGACAGCCGCCACCAACUGCGACACUCAGGGAUGCGCCAACUGCUGCACAGCCAAGACAUGCUCGGCCGACCGCGUGUGUGACUCUGACCAGGGCGAGUAUGCUGUGCCCGGCGUCUCUACGUGCACAGAUGCGAACUGUGACAACUGCUGUGAAGUGCGCACCUGCGAUGCGGACAGCUGCGAUCCCGGGCUGGUGUUUGACAACACACAGACCUUCUGUACGGACCGUAACUGCGGCAAUUGCUGCACGCAAUUGGUUUGCGACGAUGUGACAUGCCUUGGUGUGCAGGUCAAGAGCGGAAACCAAAACUGCAGAAACGACGGAUGCACCAAUUGUUGCGUUGACCAGCUAUGCAGCAACGUUGACUGCGAUGACGGCAGCAUCGAGAGCGGAGACACAGACUGUGACGUACAGAGUUGCGACAACUGCUGCACGCAGCAAACAUGCGCUGUAGCGUUCCCCACUUGUCCGGACGGCACCCGGUCUAGCGGUGAGGACAACUGCCAGACAGACGACUGCAGCGACUGCUGUGUGGCGGUGGCUUGUACUUCUGAUCUGGCGAAUACGCUUGGAGGCGAUUGUGGGGCUGGGUUGGGUCCCUCGGGCGACAGGUUGUGCUCAGAGGCGGCACCAGAUCUGUGCACGAAUUGUUGCAAACAGCUGGUUUGCGGCACAGAUUCGGAUGACUGCGACACCGACAAUGGUGAAGUGGAAGCCUUUCCCGGCGGUACACCAUGCGACAGAGACAACUGUGCCAAGUGCUGCAGACAAAAGACUUGUGCGGACGACGGUAACACGUGCACACCAGGUCAGCGUUUCUUUGCAGACGAUGACUGUGAGGAUGCCAGCUGCUCUAACUGCUGUGAAGACCGUCUGUGUGAUCCCGACGACUGCACUGGAGAUCAGCUGCCCUCUGGCGACGCCACGUGUACUGAUGCGGACUGUGAAAACUGCUGCGUGACUUGCGGCGACGAUGUGAUCUCCGGCACAGAACAGUGCGAGUACUUCUCCGCCAUUGACAAGUGGCUAGUUCCCGAGGCGUCCGAGUUCAGCGUAGACUGUGAACUCCCCAACGAACCACAGUACACCGGCCUAUCCUGCCUGCAGUCCAACCGACAGUGCGACUCCGGUACCUGUCAGGUCAUUGUGUGCCGAGAGUUGAAGGAGUAUCAGCGCGUGUGCGCCGCAACCACUGGCGAAGUAAAGACGGACUUUGAAGACAUGGAACUGGUUGUUCCGCUGUUCAAUAGGGCCAUUACCAAUGCCGAUUUGAUCGCCAUCGACUUGGCCACCACCGGGCAGAUCAGUGGGUCAUUGAUGAUCCAGAAUACUCAGGAGGACAACCAAAACUCGUACACGGCCAUAUACCAGGCCAGAACAACCAUUACAGUGCCCAACACCGAGGUCGAGAUAGUAGUAAUUCCCAGACAAGUGGACAGCGACGUUCCUCUAGCGCCAGGAGAAAAUAUCACGGACGUGUACUUCGUGACGGACACAUUUCUGAGCAGUUCGCCAUUCGAGGUAAGCACAUCCAGGAAGUACAUCCACAAACCAUUUUAG